Molecule: messenger RNA, 1185 nt
Organism: Apiotrichum porosum
Lineage: Eukaryota; Fungi; Basidiomycota; Tremellomycetes; Trichosporonales; Trichosporonaceae
Exons: 9
Coding region: 1-1185 (394 amino acids)
Source: RefSeq, a predicted model, not a curated record
AUGCCUGCGCCGGUCGUGUACCGUCUUCCGCCACGGAGCAACAAUGGUACCGACUUUAGCGUCCAGAACGGUGCUCAGCGCCCUGCAGGAAGCCAGCCACUGGCCUUCCUCGAGUUUGUGACCUGCUCUCUGUGCGCCACCCCGUUCCACGCCACGGAUCAGCACCAGCAGCGCAGGUUCUACAUGACGUCCUGUGGCCACGUCCUGUGUGACGACACGAGCCACAACCGUGUCGCCUACACGCUCCUCGAGGAAGGUCUCUCGCCCUCACUCCUGCGCUGGUUCCAGCCUGCCGCGCAGAGCUUUGAGGGCAUCGGUGAAUCAUUCUCGGUUCUCAAGUUUCAACAUGGCCAACUCGUCCGCCUCACCCGCUCGCAGAGGCAAAGGCUUGAACAGUAUCAAUCCUUCUUUGACGAGGUGAAGACUUCACUCGAAAGUUUCAAGGCCAGUGAAGAGGAUCUCAAGCGCCAAGUGUCCGACCUCUCGCGCCAGCUCGGCGAAGCCCGAGCCCAGAACGAUGCUCUUCAGCAGCAAAACGGCACUCUGAAGCAGAAGCUCACCGAGGUUGCCGCCUCACGCACCAUGGGCCUUCCGGCACAUGCCCCCCAGAUGCAAGAGACCGGUAUCGGACCACUUCAGAACGGUAUGGUCCCUCAGAACCAGAACCCCUUCGGCCAGCCUCAGCAAACCUUUCCCUCUGGCAUGAACAACUAUAAGAACCACGGGCAGAACGAGCAGCCAUUCCACGACCCUUCCAAUCAACCUCUCAAGCGUCCCAGAGAUGACGGAGGCUUCCCCUUUGGACGCCCAAACAACCCCGAAUACCCCCAGCGCAGCUCCACAGCUCUUCCCAGCGGCAACCGCAACGUAACCAACGCUGCCGCUCGACCACACAGCGCAGCAAGCUACGGAUCGGGUCCGCUUCCCGGCCCACGAACAAACUUGGAACAAUACCGUUUUCGUGCCAACAGCACGUCUGCACCCACCUCCCUCCCGCAGCCACCACCGGGCUCGCGACCCUCCUUCUCUCUUGCCCGGCCCACAAACGGCGUGCCGCGCUGGAACAAUGGCGGCGGUACUGCUUCACGGACUAGCUUUGGGGGCCCUUCUAGGUACAAUGACGGUCUAGCUGCCAUUCGCGAGGGCGACGAAGCUGGCGAACACAACGGAAUGCUUCGUGGUUGA